Monosiga brevicollis MX1 is the source of this 1770-nucleotide messenger RNA. RefSeq lists its product as uncharacterized. NCBI's taxonomy places the organism in Eukaryota, Choanoflagellata, Craspedida, Salpingoecidae. Gene Ontology annotation, molecular function: protein kinase activity; ATP binding. The annotation marks the transcript as partial. The transcript is spliced from 10 exons. Gene Ontology annotation, biological process: protein phosphorylation. The record is from RefSeq and is a predicted model, not a curated record.
UGGCGCCUGCAUCAUGGCAAGCAACGCAGUGAUGGCUCGCCUGUCACCAUCUUUUGUCUUGAUAAGAAAGAGGCCAGCGAGGAAGAGCUCAAAGCCGGCUUGAACGCCGUCAAGCGCUCGCGUACGCUGCGCCACCCCAACGUUCUCAAGUUCUUGGGCAGUACCGACUCUGAAACCAUGCUUGCCAUGGCCACCGAGGAAGUCAUGCCUUUGCAGCAGCUACUGGAUGACGCUGGCGCUAUCAAUGAUCUUGGCAUCGCCUGGGGCAUCCUUCAAGUCACCAAAGCCCUCGAGUUUUUGGCCGGUGCCGGUUUUAUCCAUCGCAAUGUGGGCAUGGGUGCCAUCUUCGUCACGAGUCAGGGUGAUUGGAAGCUGGGAGGCAUGGAGCUCCUCUGCACCAAGGAAACCCCGUAUGAGGAGCUGCCCAUGCCCCCCUGUCGUGUUUAUGAGCCUCCUGAGGUCAUCAAGGGCCAGCACGGCCGCGGUCACGUGUGGUCUGUCGACAUGUGGGGCCUGGGAUGUCUCAUCCACGAAGCCCAUCAUGGCCUCUUGGAAAAUCCCGAAGAACUCAAGACCAUGAGCAAAAUGCCCAAAAGUAUUAUCCCGCACUACGCUGUCCUGAUUUCCACCAACCCCAAAACUCGGCCCUCGCCUCGCGAGUUCCUCGACCAAGGUCGCGCUCCGGGCAAGUACUUUAAAAACGAGUUUAUUGACGCUGUCCUCUUUCUCGAGGAACUUGCCGUCAAGGAAAAGGAGGACGUGUCCGCAUUCUACGGUCAACUGCCCAAACUGAUUGAUGAGUUUCCACGCGACCUGUGCAUCAAGAAGAUUCUCCCUCAGCUUCUUCAAGCGUUUCAGUUUGGUGGAGCUGGCUACCAGGUGCUGGCACCCAUGCUCAAAAUUGGCAAGCUUCUGCAGGACGAUGAAUACACGCGCUUGAUUGUACCCAAUCUGGUUCAGCUCUUUGCCUCCCCCGAUCGCGCCACACGCAUUUCUCUCUUGAAGAAGCUGGGUGACUUUAUCGGCUUUCUUAGCUCCGAAGUCAUUUCAAAUGACAUUUUCCCCCAUGUGGCGCAAGGCUUUGGGGACACAGUGCCAGCUAUGCGUGAGGAAACCGUCAAGGCAAUGUUGCACUUUGCUCCAAAGCUCAAGGCUGGCAUUCUUGACCAGACCGUUACUAAAUCCUUUCCCAAGCUUCAGGCGGACGAGAAGCCUGGCAUUCGAACAAACACUACCGUAUGUCUGGCCAAGAUUGCGCCUCAUCUCAGUACCAAGACGCGCAGUGCCGUUUUGGCCUCGGCAUUUCUCAAAGCGACCAAAGACCCUUUCUUGCAUGCGCGAGUUGCCGGACUCUCAGGCUUGUCCGUGUGCAUCGAGUAUUUUACUGCCACCGAGCUAGCCAAGCGCGUCUUGCCAAUCGCUGCCCCCGCUGCUGUGGAUCCAGAGGAGAGCGUUCGCAUCGCCGGUAUGGAUGCUUUUUUUCGUCACGUUAGCACUGCACUUGCAUCCCGGACGUUCCAGCGCGAUGCAGACCUUACGUUUUCAUCUGGAUUUGUCAUGGAUCAGCACUCAAGCUGCUGCGCAGCGCUCAAGACGUCCUGCAAACGAAUUCGGACAGCUUGGCUGAGGUACGUAGGUGGCGGUGGUUGGCGAAUCUCCAGCGUGGGCGUUGCCCAAUGCUGUCUGAAUGUUGGCGGAUGUUUUUUCCCACUCAUUCUAACGUGCGAUUACUCUUUUUUUUUUUGGUUGGUUCAAAGGCGGCCAAGGUAG